Messenger RNA from Kwoniella shivajii, 612 nucleotides. RefSeq lists its product as uncharacterized. Lineage: Eukaryota; Fungi; Basidiomycota; Tremellomycetes; Tremellales; Cryptococcaceae. The coding region runs from base 1 to 612 and encodes 203 amino acids. The transcript has a single exon. The record is from RefSeq and is a predicted model, not a curated record.
AUGCCAACUACACCUCGACCACCAAAGUUGAUCAUAACACCUUGUACACCAUCACGACGUUCCGUCGAUUAUUUCAUUCUUCCUGAUUCUUUACCAUCACCAUCGGCUUCCCCGACGUCUUCGACUUUCUAUCAUGAAUAUACUGAAAAAUCUAGACCUAGAUCAACAUCCCCAUCAAGUAGCGAAAAACGACCAAAAGCAAUUCGAUCAUACUCUUUACCAUCAGAAUCAUAUUUAUCUCCUCCGUCUCCCUUACCUCGACCGCGUUCUGGCAAAAGACCACUUCGAUCACCAUUGAUAUCAAUCUUAUUCCUUAUAUUCGCUUUUAUGUUGGUGGUUUCAACUGUGAUGUGCACAUCACCAUCCGCCGGGAGACUGUUGGAUAUACAGAGGAAGGCUGGAGAGAAGAUACAUAUUAUGCUGAAGGGAUGUGAUCCGUCCAAAUCAAUCAUCUCUCCAGAUGCAGAAGGAGAGGAACUUAUAGGAACAACUGGGAUAGGUAGAGGAUUAAUCGAUUUAAUUUGGAGUAGAGAAGAAUGGGAACAUUAUACAAAUACAGUCACUGGUCCAGCAAUGAGUCUAGAUGGUGCCGUAUGGGAUUACGAUUCAUGA